Messenger RNA from Trichomycterus rosablanca, 2148 nucleotides. It is a transcript of the gene atat1, whose product is annotated as alpha tubulin acetyltransferase 1. Gene Ontology annotation, biological process: alpha-tubulin acetylation. Gene Ontology annotation, cellular component: microtubule. Bases 489 to 1730 code for a protein of 413 amino acids. NCBI's taxonomy places the organism in Eukaryota, Metazoa, Chordata, Actinopteri, Siluriformes, Trichomycteridae. Gene Ontology annotation, molecular function: tubulin N-acetyltransferase activity. The transcript has 12 exons. The record is from RefSeq and is a predicted model, not a curated record.
CUACUUAGGGUACAACAUAAAGGAUUAAGCGCCCUAUCUAGUGCACUUAAUUUUAAUGUUAGUGCAAUUCUGGAUACGAGCAGUUGUUUUCCCCCGAAUAAAGCAGGUUUUGCGGUUUAAAUCUAGCGCUUUUUAACUGUGCUUCGUUGUAUUUGUGUUUAUUUUUGUAACUGUUUGUGUGGAUUUUUUUUGUAAAUUAAAUUUUUGCUUAAAAAAUACUGAAAUCCCAUAAGCUUGUGAUGAGCUUAUCCGGAGUAGUGAAGGGGGUUUAUUAUAGUAAAUAAGGCCUCUCAGGAAUAAUGCAGGACAGACAGGAGCUGCAGGAAUAACAGUGCACUUGCUGGUUAGUGUUAGUUAGUGAUAUUAAUAUGCACAUGUUUAUUUUUGAGCUUGGUCAGAUAGGAAAUGAAUAGUUGCUGGAUGCUCCAUGUGUUGUAGGGCGUAACAGCUGCACUGCUGUAUGAAUCUGUCAUUUAAUUCAGGAUAAGAUGGAAUUCCAUUUCGACCUGAACCCUUUGUUUCCGGAGAGAAUUUCAGUCCUGGAUCAGAACCUUUGUGCUGCACGGAAACCACACGGGAGACCUGAUGCCCAAAACCAGACUGCCACCAUCAUAGAUGAGUUAGGAAAGGCCUCAGCCAAGGCGCAGCUGCUACCUGCACCAAUCACAAGUGCAGCAAAGCUACAGCUCAACAGACAUUUCCUGUACCUGCUAAAGGAUGGAGAACGCAACGGAGGUCGGGGAGUUGCAGUCGGAUACCUGAAGGUUGGAUAUAAGAAGCUCUUUCUCCUUGACCAGAGGGGGGCGCACUUGGAGACCGAGCCUCUGUGUGUACUGGAUUUUUAUGUGACUGAGAGCCUGCAGAGACACGGAUACGGGCUCGAACUGUUCCACUUUAUGCUGGAGCACCAGAAGGUGGAGCCUGAGCUGAUGGCCUACGACAGACCUUCCCCGAAAUUCCUGGCCUUUCUAGCGAAACACUUUGAACUUAAACACAGUGUGCCUCAGGUGAAUAACUUUGUGGUGUUUGAGGGAUUCUUCAGAAACAGAUCAGCGGCUCCGCUGAGAAAAGUAACACCAAAAAAGCCAGAGGGAGAGAUCAAGCCAUACUCGCUAAUGGAGAGGGAAGUGGUCAGAGAGGAGCAGAGGGCCCGCCCGUGGCCCUUCAUUCGCACCGCGGACAUUCCCCCGUCUCCGUUGGUAUCCUCCCCGUUCUCCCGCUCCCACAGCGUGGAAUCGUCCCCCAGCCGCACUCCUCGUCCCCCUCACGCCAGCAUAACACAGCUGAGCGACAACUGCAGGGCAAAACGCACCAGCACUCAGGGUUUGGUUGCCAGACACAACCUCUACAGUCGCCAUAUCAGCAGCCGAGGUCUCGGGCUCUUAAUGGCGGGACAGCCGAAGCUGCCAGGGUUGAAGCCAGUUCUCAGUAAGAACGUGUGUGAAACAGGGGGACGUGCGGACGCACCGGGACACACAAACCCCACACAAAGCACACAGCUGCAGGGUUCGACCGUCUCUCCGCCAGCGCUGCCAAAUCUGCAGACGUCCGUGAGGACGAAAACCGACGAGGCAGAUUUCACCGACCAGGCCGGAGUGCAGAAUAGCAGGUCAGUAACCGGACGUGCAGCGGCGGUAAACGGGGACGGCUGGUCCUGGACGUUGGGGGAGAACUGCACGGCCCAGUGGGUCCGCCAGAAACACGAAUUUCGCAGCACGCGGCCCUGGUGACGCCAGAGCGCAGCACAGCUGGAGGAAGAUCAGAGGAAAGAAGGAACUCGAGGACGCGAGGGGGGAAACUCAACCAAACAAAGCGGGGAUAACGAAAGCAUGCGCUUCACGUCCUCUCACCGAGAGAAAUCCUAACUAGCUGGAGGCCAGAACACAUAUCACCAGCUCAGAGGAGAUAAGUUUUACAGCAUGACGUACCUCAGAUGUAGCAGCUACAGGUUUAUCUGUGUGGCUUAGUCGUUAUUAUUGUAGCCACGCAUCGAUGUCUCAGUUUGUAACUGUUGAUACGGUUUUAUGUCGACAAAAUCAGGGACUUUUGUACUUGAAAAUACGUUUUAGCAGAUGCACUAUGUAAUUUAAACACAACUGCUACUAAACAGAAAUAAAACGAAGGUUUCAAAGCAACUUAGUUUGGUUU